Messenger RNA from Exophiala aquamarina CBS 119918, 1107 nucleotides. RefSeq lists its product as uncharacterized. The transcript has a single exon. The record is from RefSeq and is a predicted model, not a curated record. Bases 1 to 1107 code for a protein of 368 amino acids. Lineage: Eukaryota; Fungi; Ascomycota; Eurotiomycetes; Chaetothyriales; Herpotrichiellaceae. Gene Ontology annotation, molecular function: methyltransferase activity.
AUGGAGGACCGAGACCAAAGCUGUGGGGAUAUAAAUGCGGUGAGUGUUGACAUCCUCUUCGGGGACGCUCAUGGCUCGAAUUCUCAUCUUGACAACGGCCUGCAGUCUAUGUCAUUUCAACAGGAUCCAGGAGAAACGGCCCCCGAAACGCUCUCCGAGUACAUGGACGGGCAGAACAGUCCACCAGACCUUCUCGCAGACGACGACGAAGGAUACGGUGAUGGUGCGAGCAGUCCUACACCUAGCUCAAUGACAAUAGACUCAUCUGUCUAUAUGGGAACCUGGGAAAACGAGCGGUGCUAUCCAAGUUAUGGUCGCCACGAGUACGGCCUGCCUAUUGAUUUAGAUGAGCAGAAAAGGAUGGAGUUGCAGCAUGCGAAGCAUGAGCUCAUCCUGGGAAGACAUUAUCUGGCACCGAUCGGACCUGCACCCCAAAGAAUCCUCGAUCUAGCAACGGGAACAGGACUCUGGCCAAUAGAAGUCGCAGAUCAGACGCCAUCAGCUCAGGUCAUUGGCGUUGAUGUGGCAUCCAUAGCACCAUCGCUUGUCCCUCCAAACUGCUCCUUCGAAAUUGACGAUAUUGAGCAGACUUGGAGCUGGCCCAAAGAUAGUUUUGAUUUCAUCCAUUUACGGGAGCCUCUGUUCUGUAUCCGAGAUUGGGACCGGUUAUUCACUCAGAUGUAUACUCAUCUACGACCAGGGGGCUGGGUUGAAAUCGCUUGCACUUACAUGCGGCCAGUCCGCAAAGGUGGAAGACUUGCUGUCAAUUCUGAGUUUACACGAGCGUGCGACCAGCUCAUGCAAGCGUCUGAGGCGUUUGGAACUUCAUCGAGGUUUCCUCCACACCUCGCCGCUGACCUCCGCAACAAAGGUUUCGUGAACAUCGUCGAGAAUGUCUUCGAAACCCCGACUACUCCAUACGCGGCCACCGAGGUAGAACAAAAGAUUGGUUUGCUGGAGAUGUUAAGCCUGGAGUUUGGGACACCUUCGAUUGGAUUACGAAUGAUGGAGAGAUCAUUCGGUUGGUCCAAAGAGCAAACGGAAACGCAACUGAGUACUUUCAAGAAGGGCGCAAGGACGCUCAGGAGAGGGGCUUAUUUUCAGUAG